This is a messenger RNA of Eurytemora carolleeae, 2183 nucleotides long. Its product is annotated as BTB/POZ domain-containing protein KCTD3. The transcript is spliced from 20 exons. Gene Ontology annotation, molecular function: protein binding. Lineage: Eukaryota; Metazoa; Arthropoda; Copepoda; Calanoida; Temoridae. Gene Ontology annotation, biological process: protein homooligomerization. The coding region runs from base 21 to 1760 and encodes 579 amino acids. The record is from RefSeq and is a predicted model, not a curated record.
CAUUGUUUCAGAUCUAGAAAAUGUCGGUGGGCGGUGGUGGGGGAGGAGGGGAAAUUAUAAAUUUAAAUGUUGGAGGAACUAGAUUUUCUACAUCAAGACAAACCCUGACGACCAUUCCGGACACAUUCUUCACUUCUAUGCUCUCUGGUCGAAUAAAUACGCAAAAGGAUGAGUUGGGAGCAAUAUUUAUAGAUAGAGAUCCAGAACUUUUUAGAUGUAUUUUGAACUAUUUGCGGACAAGAUGUGUAAAUGUUGAAGGAUUAUCGACCAACUCUAUAUCCCAGAUUAAACAUGAGGCUGAAUAUUACGGUAUUUCACCGUUGAUACGAAAGCUGACUCUUUGCUCAGAUCUGGACACUUCAGGUUGUGGUGAUGUCCUGUUCUACGCGUAUCUACCUGCCCCUAGUAUGCCUGCCCCGGAACCUACCCCUCCGGUCAAACUAGACAGACCCACCGGCUCAGUUUCCAGGCUACAGGGAGACAGGUUAGCAUUUACCUCACCCUACCUAGAAUUGGAGAUAGGACAGGUUGCCAUCAACUCCAAGAUGGGAUCUAUUCUUCCUGCCGUCGGCUUAGACCAAGUGACUGUGAUGAUUGCUGUAGCAUCUGGGAGUUCAAUCCGUCUCAUGGGGUUCGGAGAGGAGGGAACCAGGACGGAUAUAGGGAUAUUCAAUCUCCAGGUUACUGUAGAUCAUUUAUUCUGUAUUGGGGCUCAGCUGGUGGCACUUUCCCAUACAGGAAGAAUAGGAGUUUGGAAUUCCUUAGCUCAACACUGGCAAUCCCAGGAGUUGUCCCCGAUCACCUCCCAUGACACUGCUGGCUCUUUCCUCCUCCUGGGUUCCUCCAACGGGUCGAUCAACUAUAUAGACAUGCAGAAAUUCCCGCUCAGGAUGAAGGAUAACGAUCUUCUAGUCACAGAGCUUUACAGAGAUCCUGGCGGAGAUAGUGUGACAGCUAUAUCCGUGUAUUUGACUCCUAAGACGAGUCUGUGUGGGAACUGGAUCGAGAUUGCCUACGGGACCAGCAGUGGCAGAGUUCGUGUGAUAGUUCAGCACCCUGAAACUGUAGGACAUGGUCCUCAGCUCUUUCAAACCUUCACUGUUCACAGAUAUCCUGUUGUGAAUGUCACCCUGUCAGAAAAAUACCUAGUUUCCGUGUGCGCUGAGUUUAAUCACGUGAGAACCUGGGACGUAACGAGAUUCCGUGGAAUGAUUUCAACUCAGCCUGGGUCUACGUCCCUCUCUAGUUUUAAGAUAAUCUCACUGGAGGAGGAAAUACCAAAGUCUAAUCAUGGAAAUGAUAUCGGACCUUUCGGUGACCAAGAUGAUGAACAAGUUUUUGUACAGAAAUUGUUGCCAGACACAGAAAGUGUUCUAGUUCGACUAGCAAGCAGAGGAUCCCGUGUUUGUGAGAUAAAAUCUGUGGAUGGAUCCAACAUAACUUCCUUUUGUGUUCACGAGUGUGAGGGUUCAUCAAGGAUUGGUUCUAGGCCCCGGAGGUUUAUUUUCACCGGCCAUGCAAACGGUGGUAUACAGAUGUGGGAUUUAACAACAGCCCUGGAACUAUUUCAUAAAGACGAACCAGUUCAAAGGGAUGGAGGACCAAGUCCUGCCGAACUUCUCAAACAGAUGGAUUCAGUAGAAUUAACAAACUCGAGGUGUUCAACUCCUUGUCUCUCUCCUUCUCCAAGUUUAUCCCACCACGCUGCUCAAGCUGCUCGAACCAGAGUUCAUAACCUUAGCCUUGAUACUUCAGAGUAGACCUAGACCUUGAUACCUCAGUGUAUACCUAGACCUAGAUACUUCAGAGUAGACCUAGACCUAGAUACUUAAGAGUAGACCUAGACCUAGAUACUUCAGAGUAUACCUAGACCUAGAUACUUCAGAGUAGACCUAGGCCUAGAUACUUCAGAGUAGACCUAGGCCUAGGUACUUCAAAGUAUACCUAGGCCUAGAUACUCCAGAGUAUACCUAGACCUAGAUACUUCAGAGUAGACCUAGACCUAGAUACUUCAGAGUAGACCUAGACCUAGAUACUUUAGAUUUUACCUAGACCCAGAUACUUUAGAGUAUACCUAAGACCUUGAUGCUUCAGAGUAUACCUAGACCUGAGGCCUUGCUGAUUCAAAGAAGACCUAACUCUAGGCAGAUGCCAAGCUUUACAUUAUUAUAAGAAAAUUUAAA